AUGCUUGUCAAGUCAAAGUAUACAAGUCGACUGUUUGAGUUUUCCACAUUUGCGCCAAAUAUUGGAAGAGGACGCACGUUGUCCUGUGCCGGAAUUCAGGUAGCGCGCUUCAUCAUCGAAAGGCUCGGCGAGGUCGUCAAGGCAAAGCGCGGCGCGCGCUGCGGCGAACUCGACAUCCUGUGGGACAUGGUGGCGCCGAACGGGCGAGAUAUCUUCGAAACUGAAAGUUCUCUGCGCCAUGCCCGCAUCGAUGGAGGAAGCGGAGCUAUACCACAGCAAGCUCACCGCGCUCGUCGGCACGUGGCAGCUAGACGGGGACUCGGAUUCCGAGAAUCGGAAGAUGGGCAACAAGACACUGAUUCUGUAUCGUAG
Spizellomyces punctatus DAOM BR117 is the source of this 372-nucleotide messenger RNA. RefSeq lists its product as uncharacterized. The record is from RefSeq and is a predicted model, not a curated record. The transcript has 2 exons. The coding region runs from base 1 to 372 and encodes 123 amino acids. NCBI's taxonomy places the organism in Eukaryota, Fungi, Chytridiomycota, Chytridiomycetes, Spizellomycetales, Spizellomycetaceae.